AUGGAUAACAAGAAGACUAGCGUUAAGGUUCACAACCCUCCUGGCGGUGCUUCCAAUUUCACAAUCGGAGGUGGAUAUGAGUAAGAAGCUCCUAAGAAGACUGUCACUCACAACUCAAACUAAGAAUCAACUGAAGUUAAUGAUCCUUCUAAGACCUCUGUCAAGGUUCAUUAAUAGCCUGGCGGUAAUUCCAACUUCACUUUGGGUGGAGGUUACGAUUAACCUGUAAAGACAUCUGUUAGAGUACACCAAUAAGCUACUUCAAACAUUUUCGGAGGAUAUGAAGAAUAACCAAAACCUUAAAAGCAAUUGAACUAACAUCAAUAGACAAGCAAUAUUUUUGGAGGUAAUGAAUAACAACCUGUUCAAUAAAGAGGUGGCAGAGCUUAAGUUGCUGGAUAAAACUAAAAUAACUCUCAUAACAAUAUCUUUGGUGGUUAUGAAGAACCUGUCAAGAAGCCUGUUUAACAAUAAUAGCAAUAGUAAGCAAGCUAAUAGACCCAAUAGUAGGAUGCUAAGACAUCAGUAAAGGUUCACAAUCCUCCUGGUGGCAAAUCUAACUUCACUUUGGGUUGA
This is a messenger RNA of Tetrahymena thermophila SB210, 576 nucleotides long. RefSeq lists its product as hypothetical. The record is from RefSeq and is a predicted model, not a curated record. Lineage: Eukaryota; Ciliophora; Oligohymenophorea; Hymenostomatida; Tetrahymenidae. The transcript has 4 exons. Gene Ontology annotation, cellular component: nucleus.